Messenger RNA from Stylonychia lemnae, 216 nucleotides. Lineage: Eukaryota; Ciliophora; Spirotrichea; Sporadotrichida; Oxytrichidae. The record is from the annotation of a GenBank genome assembly.
AUGCCGCAGGCUAUUAAUUUGUUAAGUCUCUACGAUAUCCAUUUCACCGAAGAGAUCGCUGAAACGGCCGUCACUAUUGAGGGAAACGCGUUGUUGAAAGCAAAAACCGUUGCUGAAAAAUUCGACACCAACUGCUUUGCCGACGACAGUGGCCUGCUGGUAGAUGCGCUGGACGGCGCGCCGGGCAAAACAGAAAAGCCCACUUCAAAACCGUGA